GCCCACCAGGGCUACCGCUCGGGACAAGGCCAAACGGCACCUAGAGCUAAUGGAACGGUCGCUGCCCAGGCUAGCCCGAAAGCGGCAGAAAAUGACCGAACCAGCCCAGGGACGAGAGGUCCGGAGCUACGAGGUCCGAAAUGGGAAUGCGGGUCCGCGGCCCCAGUACAAAUUGGGGGACGUGGUGCAAGUGAGGAAAUGUGCUCGCCAGGCAUCCCCACCCAGUCUGCGCGGGCCCACCCUCUCCUACCGUGUUAAGGAGAACAGUGCGCCGCUAUUGAGUCAGGAGAAGUGGGACGCGUGGUGGGAGAACUAUAUCGAGCUCGCUUUCUGCCUACAGGAGAUAAAGUUCCGCAGGUCAGAGGCGGCCCCAUUCGGAGAAGUGUCGGAGCACCCAAAAGACAGUGUAGAGUUUCUGAUCAUCCAAGCCUGGAGGACAGCGGAGCAGGGCAACCUGCUGGGAUUCCUGUUCGGGAAGGUGGAGGAGGGCAAUCUCACCUUGAUCACGGACGAGUUGCUGGUGUUUUUGGCUCAGCUGGCGGACGAUUUGCCGCGGGAUAUCUUGUCACACAUUGACAAGCAGUCUGGCACCCACGUGUUGUCUCGAACGCUCGAGCCGCACCUUGUGUGGUCCAUGUGCACAGAAAUCGACGAGAACAAUUGUCUCUAUCCCUCCCAGGCGCUGUACUUGGAAAUCGACGUUACCGAUCUUACAUUUUGGGACCCGAUGGCGAGACAAAACAUCGCGCAGGACAAGGAGAUAAGGGGAGCAGACGAAGAAGAGGAAGAAGAAGAGCCAUUAAGUGAGGAACGCGACGAUCCGGACUACGUACCGGAAAGAGAGGCAGGGAUAGCCGACGAAUCAAAUCAGCCGCAGGUAAAGGACGAAGGGGUGGAAUCAAAAGAAGAAGAAGGAAGUGGGCUAUCAGGAUCGGAGUGCGAAGGAUUCGAGGCUGAAGUGCGCGACGCGGCGCGAGAACGAGCACGAGGACGAAGGAAACGGAAGCGCCAGGAGGGAAAACGACCCGCAACAGACGUAUCCUCUGUCGAUCCGUCGAUCGGGGACCUAUGGCGUGAUCCAGAGCCUCCAGAGGAGGAGGACGAUGGAACCACAGCGGAGGGAUCACGUGGCAAAAGAAGAAGAAGAAGUGAAUCGCCAGCUCCCUCCGGUUCCCCGUCCCGAUCCUCCCUUCGUCUACAUCAAGAUCUCGGCGUUCGGGCUUCGUCCCCGGUCGUUCUCUCGCCGACCCCGUGACUACCUCAUGCUCACCCGCCUUCCCCAUAG
Chara braunii is the source of this 1285-nucleotide messenger RNA. Lineage: Eukaryota; Viridiplantae; Streptophyta; Charophyceae; Charales; Characeae. The record is from the annotation of a GenBank genome assembly.